Messenger RNA from Danio aesculapii, 1387 nucleotides. It is a transcript of the gene dynll2a, whose product is annotated as dynein, light chain, LC8-type 2a. The coding region runs from base 193 to 462 and encodes 89 amino acids. Gene Ontology annotation, cellular component: cytoplasmic dynein complex. The transcript has 3 exons. Gene Ontology annotation, biological process: cilium assembly; microtubule-based process. The record is from RefSeq and is a predicted model, not a curated record. Gene Ontology annotation, molecular function: dynein intermediate chain binding; dynein light intermediate chain binding. NCBI's taxonomy places the organism in Eukaryota, Metazoa, Chordata, Actinopteri, Cypriniformes, Danionidae.
GUCUGCAGCCAAUGGCGAGCGCUGUGUAGGACGGCAUUGUGAAGAGCCAGGGAUUUUAGCGCGGGCACCAGUCGGCGUUUGACUUGAUCCUUAUGUUCCUCUCAUAGCGUCAAAGGGACACCCGAAAAAGACGACGAAAGCGACUGUUUUGCAUCAUAAAUUUAUCUCGCCAAAAUAUUGUUGACAGACAACAUGACUGACAGGAAGGCUGUGAUCAAGAACGCUGACAUGUCUGAAGACAUGCAGCAGGACGCGGUGGACUGUGCCACGCAGGCCAUGGAGAAGUACAACAUCGAGAAGGACAUUGCCGCAUACAUCAAAAAGGAGUUCGAUAAGAAAUACAAUCCGACGUGGCACUGCAUUGUGGGAAGGAACUUCGGAAGCUACGUGACCCACGAGACGAAACACUUCAUCUACUUCUACUUGGGCCAGGUGGCCAUUCUGCUCUUCAAGUCCGGCUGAGUCCAGACCCGAGGCAGACCGUUCGAAUGUAUCUCCAAUGAAGACUGUGAUGCACUGGUGGCUGACGUCAUCUUCUAAUAUUAAACGAGACCAUACCAUGACUAUGCUGGCUGUGCACAACUGCAUGGAUCACAUCCCAUACUACUUGUGUACAUGUUGCAGUUCAAUAUUUGCUUUUCAUUAGAGGCUCUGAAAUGUUUUCGUUUAUGGUCCUUGCAGGUUUUUUCCUAGCACAUGUGUUGUAACAAUUAAAAAAAGUAUGAUUAAAGAAAGUCAGAACAUGUAAAGUAUUGACCAGCACAUACGUCUGCAGUAAAUGGAUCUAUUUUUGGUGACUUUGUGCUGUAAUAUAUUGAAUGCCAUGCGCUGUAUGUCAUUUGGGGGUAUUGGUAGGGGGGAAUCAAAGCACAUUUGGUUGUAUGGGGAGUUGUAUAGUUUUGAUUUGAAGCAUUUUCCUGUUCUAGAAUGUUUACCUCUGCUGUAAAUGUAGAUUUUUUUCUUUUCAUUUGAGGCUUAAGAGGUUGUUUGAGGGAACCCAUACUGACUAUUUGAACAUACAAUGAACUAGAUGUAUGUAAUUGGGGAAAUGCACCUAUAAUAAAGUUUAAGAGCAGAAGCGUGUUAUAUGUAACUCCUAUUACAACGCAUUAACAUCAAGUCAUUUUCAUGUUGUUUGCAGAACAGGUUUCUGAAUGUAUAGUAGUUAAGGUGGUCGCACAACACGUCUUCCUGUCUGCUGUUCUGCUAUAUCAGAGUAGAUUUAUUUGGUGUGUGGGUGUCUGUUUGUGGUCUUUUUUUUUAAGUUCUUAUCAAUGUUUGCUCUAUCAUAUGACUGUAUAUUUUGCACAUAGCAUAUAUGCCCACUCAGGUACCGCCUGUGACAAAAGCGACCUGUCAGAUUCAUUAAAACGUGUGAUUGAAAGUU